GACACGAAAUCCAGUCUAUGCCAUAGAUAAGAAUAGUUAGAUCAUGCAUAUAUAUUCACAAGAAAGAGAUGGUUAGUUUGGGUGGAGGAAAGCAGCAGCUGUAGCAGAAGAAAAAGGAUGACUUCUUCCAUAUUUGGAGCGCACCCAUUUCUAGGCCAAUCCUUCACCGCAACAAGAACCACUACUGCAACUACAGUUACAACACGUAGCUUCAACAUCACCAGCAACAGUUAUUCUUCGUAUCCUCCAUUGUCAUCUCAGCAAACUCCCCCUUCUUCUGAUUCCAAUGGUAGCCCACUGCCAGCUGCUGGUAACAAUGACAGCAAAAAGCCUGCAGCGACAAAGACAGCAGAUAGCACUGACUGGAUAGCUUCAAGCUUGACCCGGCGGUUCGGACUUGGAGCAGGUCUGGCCUGGGUCGGGUUCCUAGCAGCUGGUGUCAUCUCGGAGCAGGUCAAAACCCGCCUCGAGGUCUCCCAACAGCUAGCCAAUACCAGGGAAGUGGAGAAGGAGGAAGAAGUGGUUUUGCCAAAUGGAAUUAAGUACUAUGAGUUGAAGGUGGGAGGAGGAGCAACUCCAAGGGCAGGGGACUUGGUGGUGAUUGACCUUAAAGGGAGGGUAGUUGGGGGAAAGGAAGUGUCUUUUGUGGACACAUUUGAGAGGAAGAAGCCACUUGCUCUAGUGAUGGGUUCCAGGCCAUACACCAGAGGGAUGUGUGAAGGGAUAGAGUAUGUGUUGAGAUCAAUGAAGGCUGGUGGGAAGAGAAGGGUGAUUGUGCCUCCUAGCUUGGGGUUUGGAGAAAAUGGAGCUGAUUUGGGUUCUGAGUCCCAAACUAUCCCACCUUCUUCAACUCUUGAGUACAUUGUUGAGGUUGAAAGAGUGUCCAUUGCACCUGCCUGAUUUACCAACUUUCCUCGCAAUCAAUUCCACAAUUUGUUUGGAAAGCUUUUGUUUUUUUAUUUAUGCCAUAACAGUUGAAGUGUGUAGCAUGAAUUGCCUUUGUGUAUAGGUUGAAUAAAAUGACCACCUGGAAACAAUUUUCAAUUCAAGAUCUAUUUUAAAGUUGAUUAGUGGGUCAUGGGAUUUACUAUUUGAAGUGUGUGACACUUAUUGUCGUAGAUGAUUUAACUCUAUUUUAUUA
Linum tenue is the source of this 1141-nucleotide messenger RNA. Lineage: Eukaryota; Viridiplantae; Streptophyta; Magnoliopsida; Malpighiales; Linaceae. The record is from the annotation of a GenBank genome assembly.